CAGAGAAAUGCCACGCUCGCUAUAGAGGGCGAGCCUCUUUUUGCAUGUCUAACACGCCGGGAAAAGAGACGCUACCCAGAGUACACCAAUGCCAGUCUGGAGUUCCAUCAUCUCCCUCUUUCAGAUGGUUUCUCGUCGGAAAGUAAUAACUGCCAAUGGCUACAGAGAAUCACACCUGCACCGCUGUCUUACUGUCCUGGAUUUAGUAGCCUUUGGGGUGGGCAGUACUCUAGGUGCAGGGGUGUAUGUCUUAGCAGGGGAAGUAGCCAGGAAUAUCUCGGGACCUAGUAUUAUCCUUUCCUUUUUUAUUGCUGCUAUGGUAUCCAUUUUGGCAGGAUUGUGUUAUGCUGAAUUUGGAGCCCGGGUGCCUCUGACAGGAUCAGCAUAUCUGUACAGCUACAUCACAGUUGGAGAGCUGUGUGCAUUCGUCACUGGGUGGAACCUGCUAUUGUCCUAUGUAAUUGGUAUUAUCAUGGCAUGAGUGUCUCCAUUCUAGUACUGUGUUAGAUUUCAAUUAUAUCAGGGCUCUUUAGGCCUAAGAAAAGAUAACCAGACAGUGCUUAAGUAGAUGUGAAUUUCUAGAGAGAAUAAAGUUUAGUAUUGUAGCCUGUUUAGCUUCCAAACCCCAUCUCUUUGGGCUGCCCUGGAAAAUGCCAUUGUUGAAAAUGCUGUCGAAUCUAAAGACCUUCUGCCAUGCAGCGUAGACUAGGCAAGAGAAACACUAGCGUAAUUCUGCCCAUGAGGUUUCUUUUUUGACCUGUGAAUGCUUGGAGGCACAAAGCCAACUCACUGAAGUGGCAGCUUUGUAGUAAGCCCUCUUCUGCUUGUGUGGGUCUGUGUGAAAUUGAAGAAUUGGACUCUGCAUCUUAGGUUGUAUAAGAGUGGGGUGUUAAAAGUGAUGGAGUGAGUUUGUUUAUUUUUUCAAUUUCUAUAGCCACCCAUCUCAAGUCAUACACUAAAUUUUUGUCUUAGGCUGCCUCUGAACUUACAACUCCUUCCCCUUCUUUUUUUCUUCUCCUCUUCCUCCUCCGCCCCUCCUCCCCUUCCUGCAUAGAAUCCAGCAAUUAUCAACAUCUUCCUGUGCAAUGUAAAUGUGUGCUCAAAGAAGAGAUGAUAGGACUGUGCAAAUAUAUUGUUCUUUAAAUUUGAUAUGCUCUGCCUGAUAUAUGACAAUGUUUAGUAUACCUGGUUUGUUCUCUAUAGGAGCUUCCAGUAUAGCCAGAGCAUGGAGUGCUACUUUCGAUGAGAUUUUGGGCAAAAACCUGGGGAAUGUUUUCAACAUACAUCUGACCCUGAACAUCCCAGGUCUGGCUGAAUAUCCAGAUAUCUUUGCUGUUUGCCUAAUUUUUCUGGUGACAAGCCUCCUCUCCAUAGGUAUAAAAGAAUCUACUACAGUGAAUAAAGUCUUUACAACUAUUAAUUUGGUCAUCCUUAUCUUCAUAACAAUUAGUGGGUUAUUGAAAGGAGAUCUGAAAAAUUGGAGAUUAAGUCAAAAUGAUCUGCAAAGGCUAACUGACAGUAACCUUAGUAACCAAACUGUGGCUGGCAAUGAAACCUGGAAAUAUGGAACUGGAGGGUUCAUGCCCUAUGGCUUUUCAGGCACUCUGGCUGGAGCUGCUACAUGUUUCUAUGCUUUUGUUGGAUUUGAUUGCAUUGCAACUACAGGUGAAGAAGUGAAGGAUCCUCAUAAAUCUAUCCCCCUGGGAAUCAUUUUCUCACUUCUCAUCUGUUUCCUGAUAUAUUUUGGUGUUUCUUCUGCCUUGACCCUUAUGAUGCCCUACCACCUUUUGGAUCCACUAAGCCCAUUACCAGUGGCUUUUGAAUAUAUUGGAUGGAGAUCAGCCAAGUACGUUGUUGCUGUGGGAUCACUCUGUGCACUUACAACCAGCUUAUUGGGUUCUAUGUUCCCAAUGCCACGAAUUUUAUAUGCAAUGGCCAGGGAUGGACUUCUCUUUCAUGUUUUGGCCAGAGUGAACUGCCAACAAAAUCCAGUUAUUGCAACUUUGGUAUCUGGAGCAGUUUCAGCACUGCUGGCUGUCCUUUUCGAUCUGAAGGUCUUGGUUGAUGUGAUGUCUAUUGGAACACUGCUGGCCUACACUUUAGUUGCUCUUUCCAUUCUACUUCUCAGGUACCAACCUGAUCCUAGUUCUCCAGACCCAAUAGAAAAGACAACUGUAAGUAGAAUGGCCUGGAUAGACCUCCUCAUACACCCUGAUAUAAUCCCAUCCCAUCACUCUUCCCGACUAGUAGUAUACGCAGUAUUUAUUCUUGCUCUUCUCAUCUGUGUUGUGUGCGUGCUGACCUCCAUAAAAUUGCCAUGUUUGACAUCUGGGACUCUGUGGUGUGUUGUCUGCCUUUUUUUCAACUUGCUGGGGAUUCUACUGGCAUCGCUGGUCAUUUGGAGACAGCCUCAAAAUCAGAAGAAAGUACAUUUCAUGGUACCAUGCCUGCCAUUCCUACCGAUCUUCAGUAUCUUCGUCAAUAGCUUUCUGAUGGCCCAAUUGAGCUAUGAGACCUGGGUUCUGUUCUCAGUAUGGUUGCUUAUUGGUUUUCUCAUUUACUUUGGCUAUGGAAUUCGUCACAGCACAGAAAACAAGAAGAACAAAGAUUCAUCUCUAGAGAAAACAACUCAUUUAAUAAAUGAGUUAAUCCGUAAAUGAGCACGGAUUCAAAUGUCACUUUUAAAAAAUGACUCUAAGGAAACCAUGGUGUGAAAUGGCUUAUUUCAUAACAAUGUUAUCCAUUUACUUCUAUUUCUCAAUAGGUAACAGAAAUGAAAGCCAGUUUAGUAUAGAAGUUAGGACAUUAGACUAGAAACCUAGAGUCCAUUAAUUCUAGUCUCACAAAUCUCACAUCUUUGUGACUUUAAGACAGUCCUUUUCUCUCAACCUAAGGAAGGAGGCAAGGGCAAACUACGUCCAAAAAAAUCCCCCCCCCCCAAAACCCUUGCCAACAAAAUUGCAGGGAAUAGUCCAGACAGUUACCAAGAAUCAAAAACUGACUUGGAAGAAAAUUAGAGCAACAACAGAUAAUUAAAUCAUGUUCGCUAGAUGAAGGUUGCGGUAGAGGACAAACUAACCCAUAAACUGACCAAGUGUUCUUAAACUCUGGUGUUCCCACAACCUGCAUAUAGGGUUUGGGUAAUAACAACCCAACAAUUGUUAAAAGAAAACAGCUAUAAAAACAACAGAAAAAGGUAACAACCGAAAGAACAGACUUGUUUGUGCUAAACAAGGUAAAGGGGAACCAAAGUUACAAGAAUCUCAAAUACAGUAUAUUUUACAAGCUAGACUAAAGAAGGAGGUGAUUGCAGCGAUGUUGGACCUAAUGAUUCCACCCUUGCUGAGGCAGGUCUAGCAAGCCUGCAGGAAUCCUUGGCUGAACCUACUAACAGGCCUUUUAGAUUCUGAGGUUUACCCACCCAGUCCCAAGCAGAGGCAUGUUUUAAAGAUACAGCAUCAGAGGGCUGAACUUCACAAGUCAGACCAGUCAAGCAGCAGGCAGACAGGAGAAUAGACUCCAAUGAGCAACAUAGCUGAUCUGUGCUUCUGGGAGGUGGUUCAGCCUGGCUCCUUGAUUGGCCUCCCUGAAAAAAAGAAUGUGGUAAAAAUUUUCUAGUCUCAAGUUCUGCCAUGGUGCUUACCUUGUGUGGUGCUUUGAAUUCCAGAUUUCACGUUAUUGUGCCUCUUGUUCUUUUUUGGGAGGAAGAGGGAUUUGUUAUGUUUGUCAGACUCCUAGCCUUGAUCUGUGCCAUGUCUUUAUUUUGUUACAGUUGUCAUCUCUAGCUCUAGGUAAAAAAAGGACACUUGGCUUCCAAAACCUCUGCGUUAGCAGAUCUCUGGACUUUUGGCUUGCUUGAUGGUUGGAAGACUGCAGAGCCAGUGCAGAAAACCUACACAUUACCAAAAUGGUGGAGCUUGAAUCACAAUGCCAUGAACAUCAUCCUGAGCAUUCCCUACCCCUUACAUAUUUUUCUGUAAUGUUUCAUCACUUUGGUAUCUUCAUAGCUAGUAUAAGGCACUCCUGAGAGUAGAGGCAGCUGAUAUUUGAAUCUAUAAUGGCCAGAGUGUUGGAAAAAAGGAGACAUGUUUCUUUGAUUUCCAAUUUUUCCAAAUCUCAGCUCCCAAAUCACCAAGCAACCCUUUAACAGCAUCUUUUCAGACCAGAAACAAGUGCAGUGUCCCUUGUGCCUUUUUUGGAGAGCCAGAAAUUGCUCUUGUUUUCACUUGGAGCUACUAGGCAGGAUGUAGGUAGUGAGAUGAGUUUGCCUUGCAGAACAAUUUUUCCAAACCUUUGGUCUACAGGUGAUCUGUGGCAUUAUUCUCUUUGAGAAGUGAACAAAAGACUAUCGUGAUCCACGAAUAAUGAUGGGGCUGGUUUCUCAGAAUGGCUAAGAGAAAAAUGAAGCAAUAAUAAGCAAUGGCUCGUCUUGCUGGCUGGUUAGCCUACCCCUAAAUAAUUUCCUUUUCUUAUAGAUACCAGCAUAAGGGUAGGAAAAGAAUUACAUUGUCAAUGAUCCACAUUUGUUUUAGCUACAGUUUUAUGUAAGCCUUCAUAUUUUUUAAUUCAUUAUUCUGUCUUUCAUAACAAUCACAAGACAACUUGUACAAAUUUAAAACACAAAGAAAAGCAAUAGUAGGAAUAAUAAUAGGGAUAAGAGCAGUGGUGAAAUUCAAAAACUUUUUACUACUGGUUCUGUGGGCAUGGCUUGGUGGGUGUGGCAGGGGAA
Molecule: messenger RNA, 4729 nt
Organism: Thamnophis elegans (Western terrestrial garter snake)
Lineage: Eukaryota; Metazoa; Chordata; Lepidosauria; Squamata; Natricidae
Product: cationic amino acid transporter 2-like
Exons: 11
Coding region: 1167-2660 (497 amino acids)
Biological process (GO): amino acid transport; transmembrane transport
Cellular component (GO): plasma membrane
Molecular function (GO): amino acid transmembrane transporter activity
Source: RefSeq, a predicted model, not a curated record